Molecule: messenger RNA, 3315 nt
Organism: Thyridium curvatum
Lineage: Eukaryota; Fungi; Ascomycota; Sordariomycetes; Thyridiales; Thyridiaceae
Exons: 5
Coding region: 1-3315 (1104 amino acids)
Cellular component (GO): plasma membrane
Molecular function (GO): calcium-activated cation channel activity
Source: RefSeq, a predicted model, not a curated record
AUGGACUGGACUCCAGUCGAGCUGCUAGAGCUGCCGAAUCAAUCGCAAGACCCGAGGAUUGGGUCGGGCCGUGAAAAUGCCACCGGCGGCACCCUGAGCCACGCCUCAAACAACGCCGGGGACGGGAACUCGUCAUCGGUCGAGUCGCUGGGCAGCACUUUUGUGCCCGUCCUCGUCUUCGCCGGCGUCUGCCUGCUCAUCUUCUUCACGCUGCGCCGGAAAUGCCCCCGCGUCUACACUGUAAGGACGUUCCUCGGUGCCGAAACGCCAGAGAUACCAGACGAUUUCAUCCUCAAGAACUGCUCCCUCGACGGCUUCUUCUUCCUACGCUUCAUCCGUGUCCUUAUCACCAUUUCCUUCGUUGGCUGCUUGAUGACAUGGCCCAUCCUGCUGCCCAUCCACGCUACCGGCGGACGCGACCUGACCGGCCUCGACAUGCUCACCAUCGGGAACGUCGAGAGCAAGAACAAGAGCUAUGCCCAUGUUGUCGUGUCCUGGAUCUUCUUUGGCUUCAUCCUCUACACCGUCUCCCGUGAGACCAUCUUCUACAUUAACCUCCGCCAGGCCUACUUCCUCUCCCCUCGCCAGGCGCACAGGCUGUCGUCGCGCACCGUGCUCUUCACGUGCGUGCCGCACCGGUUUCUAGACGAGCGGCGGAUCCGCAAGCUCUUUGGAGACACCGUCAAGGACGUCUUCAUCCCGAGAAAUACAAAGAUCCUGAGUAAUCUGGUGGAGGAGAGGGAGCAAACCGCCAUCCGGCUCGAAAACGCCGAGAUCGAACUUAUCAAGAAGGCCAACUGGGCCCGCAACAAGUAUCUCGCUGCCCACCCGGAGGAAGCUGCCGCGAUUGCAGCCGCGGAGCAAGCCGCUGCAGACGCAGCACGCGAGCAGACCGAGCCCAUCAGCUCCCAGUCUUCGACCGGAUCCCCGGCCGACUCGGGCAUCGGCAAUGACGACGAGGACAACAGCGAGCGAUCGGCGCCGCCCAAGAAGAAGGGCUUCCUGCCGGGGACAAAGAUCCGCAUCCUACCCCGCUCCUUGACCGGGUCGACCUCGUCCGCCGACUCCCAGGGCGACAACCAGCAGCAGUCCAAGAACCCGUUCGCGUCACCGCUAUCCCCCUCGUUCUGGACGUCCCGCAUCAAGAGGGCCUCGAGCAGCGCGCCCGUCGAGGACUCGGGCGCGUACGAAAAGUACGACGAAGACGAGUACAAGCACCCCUACGGCUUGUCCGCAGACCUUGCCGACCUGCGCGGCUCCGUAGCGGCGCAGUACAUCAAGGCCGAGGACCGCCCCCACCACCGGCCCAUUGCCAACUUUGGGCGCCGCGUCGACACGAUACGCUGGUGCCGCCGUCGCAUCCGCGAGCUCAACGUGCAGAUCGGCAAGCUGCGGCACAAGCACCGCAACGGCAAGGGCAACCCGGUCAACGCCGUCUUCAUCGAGUUCGACGACCAGGCCGCGGCGCAGGCGGCCUACCAGCUCCUCUCGCACCACCAGCCCUUGCACAUGUCGCCGCGGUUCAUCGGCAUCCGGCCCCGCGACGUGGUCUGGCCCGUGUUGCGCAUGCGCUGGUGGGAGCGCAUCAUGAGGCGCUUCGGCAUCAUGGGUCUGAUCGCCGCCGCCGUCAUCUUCUGGUCCAUCCCCUCGGCCUUUGUGGGCAUCGUGUCCAAGGUCAGCUUCCUGACGUCGCACGUCCCCUUCCUGAAGUGGAUCGACCAGCUGCCCAAGGUCAUCGUCGGCGUCAUCGAGGGCCUGCUGCCCGCCGUCGCCCUGUCGCUGUGGAUGGCGGCCGUGCCCUUCAUGCUGCGCUUCUGCGCCCGCAGCUCGGGCGUACCGUCGAGGCCCAUGGUCGAGCUCUUCACGCAGUCGGCCUACUUUGUCUUCCAGGUCGUCCAGGUCUUCCUCGUCACGACGCUGACCUCGGCCGCCUCGGCCGCCCUGACCGACAUCCUCGCCAACCCGCUGUCCAUCAAGGACAUGCUGUCGCAGAACCUGCCCAAGGCCUCCAACUUCUACCUGUCCUACAUCCUCGUGCAGUGCCUCGCCGGCGGCGCGCAAAACCUGGUUCAUACCUUUGAGCUGAUCCGGCACCAGGUCAUCGGCCGGUUCGUCGACAACCCGCGCAAGCGGUGGAACACGUGGAUCCGCCUCAAGCCCGUCCACUGGGGGAGCAUCUUCCCCGUCUUUACCAACCUGGGCGUCAUUGCAAUCUCGUACUCGUGCAUCGCCCCCCUCAUCCUGGGCUUCGCCGGCCUGGGCAUGUGCGUCACCUACAUCGUCUACCGCUACAACCUCAUUUACAACCUCGACUCGGACCUCGACACCAAGGGGCUCGUCUACCCGCGCGCCCUCAUGCACCUGCUCGUCGGACUCUACCUCGCCGAGAUCUGCAUGAUCGGCCUCUUCGCCCUCAACUCGUCCUUUGUACCACUCGUCCUCAUGGCUAUGUUCACCGUCUUCACGGCACUGGUGCACAUCUCCCUCAACGAGGCGCUCGGCCCGCUCAUGUACAACCUGCCGCGCUCGCUGGCCCUCGAGGACGAGGACCUCAUCGGAGAAUGGCGCGAGGACGAGAACGCGACUGCGCCUGCCGCUACCGACGACGACGGGGUCACAGGUGGUGGCGGCGCGGCGGACUACUACAACAUGGAGGAAGGCUUCGGCAUGGAGGACGACGAAGAUGGCGACGGCGUCGUGCACGGCCCCAGCACGUCGCGCGGCGGGAUGCCCGAGGGCGCAAAGGGCUUAAUGGGCUCCGUGACGGACUGGGUCAAGGGGGCGGCGAGCAAGAAGUUCCAGGAGGAGGCCGACGAGUCCGGGCUGUCGAGGAUUUCGGCCAAGCUCAGCAAGUGGAUGACGCCGGACCGGAACAAAAAGCCCAACUUUAUGACACGCUGGCUGCACCCAGAGAUCUACGAGGACUUCCUGUUCCUACGGGAGAAAUAUUUUGCCGUCCCCAAGGAGGAGGACGAGAAGGACGCUGGCGGCCAAGCUGGCGGCGAUGGGGAGGAGGACAACAAUGAGUCCAACGACAAGGCGAACGUUGUGGACGAGGGCCUCAGGAAGGCUAUGGAGGAGCAGCACUUUCGGCGGAGGGGGUACUACCCGCCCGAGAUGUGGCUGCCAGCGCCCAAGAUCUGGGUGCCCCGCGACCCGGCGAGGGUGAGCAGGCAGGAGGUCGGGCACUCGCGGGGCAUCGUCGAGGCGACGGACCGGGGCAUUUGGAUCAACCCCAAGGCGGAUCGGGUGGUGAUUGGCGACCUGGCCCAGGCGCCGUACGAGGACCCCCGGCUAUAUACCCAUUUGAUAUGA